This is a messenger RNA of Strongylus vulgaris, 291 nucleotides long. Lineage: Eukaryota; Metazoa; Nematoda; Chromadorea; Rhabditida; Strongylidae. The record is from the annotation of a GenBank genome assembly.
AUGAAGGAGAAAACACCCGCUGGAAAGCUGGAUGAUUUAAAACCUUAUGAAGAUCCAUAUCUUAAAAAACAUCCUGGAGGAGUAAAUCCAAUCACAGGCGAGAUUUUGACCAAAUUGUCGAAACUUUCCUUAGAAGGGGUAGAAGCGAUAGCCGAACAAGCGCCAUACUCAUUUCAUAAAUACUUGUUUAGCUUCAAGAUCUGGCCAAAAUUCUCAAUUGGAGGCCCGGCUGGACCCGAACCGACUCGAUACGGCGACUGGGAGCGUAAAGGACGUGUUUCAGACUUCUGA